UCCAGACAACGAAAGUUGUGGCAAGAUUAGACGAAAGACACCGUCAUGUCCCAGAAGAACUACCUACACAGGCGAAAAUAAACAUGACCCCUUUGGCUCUGCCUACGCUCCGCCACUACCUUACAUGGAGCGUUCUGCUUCGAUUGACGUCAAAAUAACGAGAGGUUGAGGUCCAAAGCCCUUAUGUGAGAAAAAAUCUCAGAAAACCAAAGGGAACCACCACAUUUAUCGCGGGAACUAAGGCAGCACUGCUUCCGUUUCGCCGUUCGCGCUGUUCCUUGUUCCGGAACGUUCCUCGAGUUCAAACAACAGUCGUCAACUAGCGAGUCAAAAUGGCGGAAGGACAGAGAACACGGCGUGUUUUGCCGAACGAAGACUUGUCAAAUGUUGAAUUUGAAACUAGCGAAGAUGUCGAAGUUUUGCCAUCCUUCGAUUCUAUGGAACUGCGAGAAGAUCUGCUGCGGGGGAUCUACGCUUAUGGUUUUGAAAAACCCUCCGCUAUUCAGCAGAGGUCCAUUAGGCCCAUUAUCAAAGGGCGGGAUGUGAUUGCCCAAGCUCAGUCUGGUACAGGAAAAACAGCUACAUUCUCAAUUUCUAUUCUUCAAAGUCUUGAUAUUUCUGUGCGAGAAGUUCAAGUUCUUUGUCUUUCACCAACUCGUGAAUUGGCAGUCCAGAUUCAGAAGGUCAUUCUGGCUCUUGGAGACUACAUGAAUGUUCACUGCCAUGCAUGUAUUGGUGGUACCAAUCUUGGUGAAGACAUUAGGAAGCUGGAUUACGGAGUACAUGUGGUCUCUGGUACACCAGGAAGAGUUUUUGAUAUGAUCCGAAGAAGAAGUUUGAGGACAAGAUCAAUAAAACUGUUGGUACUUGAUGAAGCUGACGAGAUGUUGAACAAAGGUUUCAAAGAACAGAUUUAUGAUGUAUAUCGCUUCUUGCCACCCGCCACUCAGGUUGUGCUGAUAUCUGCUACACUACCUCAUGAAAUUCUUGAGAUGACAAGUAAAUUCAUGACUGACCCAAUCAGAAUUUUGGUCAAACGUGAUGAACUGACACUUGAAGGAAUCAAGCAGUUCUUUGUUGCUGUAGAGCGUGAGGAGUGGAAGUUUGACACACUGUGUGAUCUUUAUGAUACUCUCACAAUCACUCAGGCUGUAAUUUUCUGUAACACCAAGCGAAAGGUGGAUUGGCUCACGGAGAAAAUGAGAGAAGCUAAUUUUACAGUUAGUUCUAUGCAUGGAGACAUGCCACAGAAGGAACGAGAUGUCAUCAUGAAAGAGUUCCGCUCGGGUGCUAGCCGAGUCCUGAUUACCACUGAUGUUUGGGCCCGUGGUAUUGAUGUUCAGCAAGUCUCUCUUGUCAUCAACUAUGAUUUGCCUAACAAUCGUGAGUUGUACAUUCACAGAAUUGGUCGAUCAGGACGUUUCGGAAGGAAGGGUGUUGCUAUCAACUUUGUCAAGAGUGAUGACAUUAGAAUUCUGCGAGAUAUUGAACAGUAUUACUCCACGCAGAUUGAUGAAAUGCCUAUGAAUGUUGCUGAUUUGAUUUAGUUAUAAGGGUGAUGUGUGUUUUCAAUCCAACAAUCCAUGAAUGUUUUGGUACAUUAUUUUCAUUUUUUUUUAUUACUGAACGCAUAGAAGCUUAAUGUGCAAAGUUCCAUUGUAUUAACUUUAUAUCUGUAGUUGACUGUACAUACCUCUUUACCAAAUGAAUAAUCCCAUUCAA
Messenger RNA from Frankliniella occidentalis (western flower thrips), 1722 nucleotides. Its product is annotated as eukaryotic initiation factor 4A-III. Bases 333 to 1547 code for a protein of 404 amino acids. The transcript has 11 exons. Gene Ontology annotation, molecular function: RNA helicase activity; mRNA binding; ATP binding. Lineage: Eukaryota; Metazoa; Arthropoda; Insecta; Thysanoptera; Thripidae. Gene Ontology annotation, cellular component: catalytic step 2 spliceosome; nucleolus. The record is from RefSeq and is a predicted model, not a curated record.